ACAUCUGACAGCAGAGGUUCCAGUGGUGACUUCAAGUAGGCACAACUAGCGCCAACCGUCAUUCUUUAAUUUCUCGGAAGAGUUUCAGUGUUUUCCUAGGCAUUUCCAGCAGAUUCUUGAGAAAACGCUAAAGUAAUAUCUACAAAAGAGAAGCUGAUCUGUGCAUCAUGAACGAUUUCGGUUGGAGUACUUGUAAUCCCGCCGAUGAAAGUUGCGGCAUUCGUGAUAUUGGCAAUGAUCUAUAUGAAUCAGUCCCGUUGUUGUCCCUGCAGGAGGAUGCAGUGGGAGACAAUCCAAGAGUAAACAGUCUUGCACAUGAAAAUGUGUUAUACAUUGCAAUUGAUCAUCAUUUUUGGAUAAUCUCUGAUAUAGAAUCAGGCACAGUUGAUUUCACCCAUAAAUUCAGUAAUACCAUUGAUGCAUUCACACUUGUUGAUGAUUUAUUGCUGGUGGGAUUGGGCAAUGGGGAAGUACAUCUUAUUAAUGUCCAUCUUAAAGAAAUAAUUGCUUCAUGUUGUGUUAAUGAAAAUGUCUGGUAUGGAGAUAAGUUCAUCAUUGGGAUGUAUCAGGAAGUGGUUGGCAGUCAAAUAUUUUUAGUCCUGACCAAAAAGGGACAAUUUUACAGAGUAUAUUUGAAUGAAGACACCAAAUCAUUACACUCAGAUCUUCUUGUUGAUAUUUCACAUAAUAUCACAACAGCUGCCUACUCAAAUGGACUUCUAUUAGCUGCAGGAAGCAAAUUAAUUGUCUAUGAUCUCUUCUUCAACAUGACUCAUGAGAUUGCAUGUAACAAUAUUAGCCUCAAGAGUGUCUGGCCAGCUUCCGAAAGCAUAUUUCUAGGUUUAAAGUCAGAUGGAACCUUGUGUCGCAUUUGUUGCAGUGUUUUGUUAAUAGCAGAUAUGCCAACAGAUGAAAGGAUUCAAGACAUGGUGUUUUAUAAUCACGUUAAAAAGUCUUAUCUGUAUUAUGUUACUGUGGAAUCUGAACCCAAAAUCAAAAUGGCGGAGUAUUUAUCAGAGCAGCAACAUGUUUUCAACACGGAUAUUGAAAAUUUCAUCCAUCUUGUCAUGAACCAACAUGAAGAUGACAAUCAGAUCUAUCUUGCAAGGUAUGAGAAUUGCAUUCGUUUGAAUAUAAUAAGAGAAACUAAACCAGAAGAUAGAUAUCAACGUUUAAUCCGCAAAAUGUUGUACAAAGAAGCCGAAAUUUUCGCACAGCAGUACAACCUGAGUCGCUUAGACAUCGACAAAGCUAAAGUGGCGAAUAUAGUAGAUAAAUGCGCUUGUACUGACGUAGAUAUCUCGGAAAUGUUGUCUUUAAUGGGCAAUAUUCCUGAUGUACACUUCAAAGUCAAAUCUUGCCAGAGUGCAGUUGCUGUUUGCGAAACAAUCGAAGGAAUCGAACGCAUUUUAUCAUUUCUCGCCGCUUUAAACUAUAAUGAGAUCAACGAUCGUCCUCUACAGUUGAUUCUUAACAGUAUGGUGACUAGUUUUGAUACGUAUAAGACUCUAGCACGGUGUGAAAAUGUUCAAAUGACUGUUAAUGGUUAUCAUCAUUUUAUUAGAAGCAAUUAUUUCGAGUAUUUGUGUGGGGCACUGCGUAAGCGUAAGAUAGAAUCGGCUAUCAUCAUUUUUUCACGUUUAGAUUAUAAUGAUUUUACUUGUGAGAACAUCACCAGCAUUCUGGGCAAUUUGAGCACGUAUAAUCUGGAUGAAUUUACUUCGUUUGCGUACACGAUGAUUCCUCUUACGCUUGUCAACUGUCCUGAUGCGUUAAAUAUUUGUGCUGAAGCUAUUAUUGCGAAAGUACAUGCGAUUGAACGCAAUCGCAGGGAAGAGGAGUGUUUCCCCGAGAGGACAAUCACAUUUGUUGAUGAAAUGCUGAGGAUUUUGAACGGCGAAACUGCAUUAAGGAUGCAGAUGUCCACCAAGGAGGAAGACGUCAAGGCUAUGGAUCUUAUCGAACAUUUAAUUAAUAUUUCCAAGUGUUUGAAUACUAUUCUUGAGCUGAAGAAUAAUUAUGACAUAUUUUUGCCGUUGCAAGAUUGUUUAGCGGGUCCUGGCGCAAUGCUGCGUUCGAUGUUGAGUAUGCGCAUUAAAUGUGUUGAGAAGUUCCUCAAGAAUUUCCUCAUUAAAUUCAUGGUGCGUAAUAAUUUCGACGCGGAUGCAGUUCUCGCGCAGGAAAUCGACAAAUUGUUAAAGGGUUCUGACGAUUAUUGGAUGUCAGAUGUCCCUCAAGUAUGGAAAUGUAUUAGCUCAACCACAACACAGCUUCAACUACUGCUGCGUAUUCUACGCGCUGCUCCAAAACCUUGGUGUGGUGAUAUUAGACAAAUGAUGAAUGAAGCUUUGGACUGGAAUCAUCCUCUUGUCACUGAGGUGCAGUGCGAGGCGAAAAACGAACCGAUUUAUAUUGUUUUGUAUCGUUCCGAGUAUGGACUACGGAAUGAAACAUUGAAGUCCAUUGCAGGAGAUACGUUUGCGAUACAAAGAAUUAUUUAUUGUAAUCUACCAACGAUGAUUCAAGAUGUCUACACGUUGUGCAGUACACCAGAGAGUAAAAACACUGCGAAUUUAUUACUUCUCUGCCAUUUUAUCGAUUCUGAUGACUUAAACAACGUUUUUGACUUGGUAAAUACUCAUAGUAUCGAAGAACGAAAACGAUAUCUUCCUGAUUUGUGCCACACUUAUUCCGAUGACAAUAUUCUACAUGACGCAGUUUUACGCCGCACUUUUAUCGAAUCAUUAACAUACAUCGCCGAAAAGUCUGAUUCUGCUUAUUUAUACGAAGAAAUGCUUGAUGCAUACAGAAUAAUCGAUGUUUUACCUUCACAUCUUUUAAGCAUGGAUAUAUUCAACAAGUGUCACUCGAAAACAGGUCGGCAGGAAGUUCUUAAUUCAGUUAUACGUGAAUUAAGUCUUGACACUGAAGAUUUUGAUGUGUUCCUAAAGCAGAGCAAAAGAUUUGCACGAGUUUUUCGUCUGCCACACACAAAAAUCAUCUUUGAGGUUUGUCUACUUGCGAAUGAUAUUAGUUUUAUAUACAAAUGUGCGUUGCAAAUCUAUGAAAACUCCACGGAUGUUGAAACGCUGUCUUUGACGACUGUUUUAAUCUUGCGUCAAAUUGGAAUUGAUCGUGAGGAUAUGCACGGUACUUUUUUCAAUGAUACCGUGCAGAAUGACGAUAUGGGUAAACCAGUAGAUGAAGAAUUAUUGUCGAAUUGUUUAAAAAUCGGGCGAAAUAUCUGCGCACGCUCUUAUUUAUUAUCCGACGGGGAUUUAAAAGUAGCCAGAGUGUUUCGUUGGGCGAAUAAUACCGUAAAUUUGAAGAAAACUGAUGAGAAUUCAUCAAAUAUCUGCACAAUGAACACUGUACAGAGUACAUUCAGCAUGUAUUGCGAAUAUAUCAAGUUUCAAAAGUCGCCCGGUAUGGAUUAUUUAACGUAUUCGUUUCCGUGUCAAAAAGGAAGCGAUACUUCAGAUUUUGAGGAUACUGGAGCUGAAAUGUCCAAAGGUGUGUUUUGUAGAAUACUCAUGCAGCGUUUACAGAACAUGGAACCAGCGAUUAUCAGAGAAAAUCAACAUUGGACGCUGUUGCACAUGUUGAUUACUCUUCAAGGACAAUUGGGUUUGUUUACUGAGCCUGUUCUGCAAGGCACAAUUGGAAAAUUUAAAGGGAAAUUUUUAACUACUGUAUUUUCCGCACCGGAGAUAAAUGAAAGUCUGACGUUUUCUUUGUUGUUAUCGUAUCCAAAGGAUAAAGCGUUUAAGAUUAUAAACGAUGCGAUGAAACUUUACAGAAUGAAUUUUACGAAAUUUGAGGCAAUUGUCAAGUUAGGCAUGCGUUUGACUAAUUUCUAUAAAACAACUGAUUAUUAUGCGCAAUAUAUGCUGGGGAUUAAAUGGAGGAAAGCUUUGACAGCGUGUACACUACCAUUAAAAACGUUUUUCUUGACUUUGGCGAAAAAUGCUCUGUUGGAACCAUUAAUUACACAAAAUGAGAUCACAUUGGAACAAAUCACAAGCUUUUGUAAGGAUUUCAAGCUGAAUGCACAAGAUUACUACAUACAAUAUUUAAAUCAUCUUAUUGCAACAUGGCAGCCUAAGUAUGAAGUGCGCGUGGAUCCAAUUGGUAAUCGCACGCUUUUUAUUCAAAAUGAUGAAGAAGAUUUAACAUCAAAGUGUUUGAAAGUUGUGCCAUUGAUUAAUAAUCGUGAUGCUGUACUUAAAUGCGUUGAUACUCUGUGGAACACAACAAAUUUCUAUCAUUAUGAAGUCUUUAUAGCAAUUUUAAGCAUUGCGGCCAUUUUGAAUGAUGCACGACAUUAUCAUUUUCGUGUUGCAUUGCUAUUUUUAAAAGAUUAUCAGCGUACAAGUAAACCAAGCGCGGUGGAAACUGAUGAAUGGUGUGCCAGGUUUCUACAUAAACCACUUGAUGCUAUUUCAGAGUGGAGGUUUCCUUUUUCACCGAUGUUGUUUACACCAGAUUUAUGGAAAAUAUUAAGGAAUGAAAUUAAUCUCAGCAAUUAUGAGAAGUGGUUUAAGUUGGCUGAUGAAGUCUUAAAGCAUCUCAAUCGUAAUGAAAUUUGUUCGAUUGUUGUAAAAUGUGUGGAGUUGGUUAGUAAUGAUCAAAUCGCCCCUGGAAAUUAUAAUUUGCAGCCAAUGUUUGAAGAUAUCUUUGUUGAAAUCGACAAGUGUUUGGCGCACAUUACUGAUCCUGAAUUGGCAGCGUCCAUGGCCUUCCAUUUGAUAUCUAAACCCCCAGAGGGUGCUGAUAGGGUCAACGCUUCUAAGUUGGCUUAUAAAUACGCGAAAAUAUGCAAGGAUUCUGGAGUGAACAGUUCGAAUUAUUAUCAGAUUCAAAAGGGAUUUUAUACAUAUUCAUCUAAACAUAUUUUGCACGUACAUAAUCUUGACGCAGAAAAAUAUUUAGCGUUGUUGGAUAGUCCUAGUGAUUUGAUAAAUGCGUUAUACAAGGAUGAAAGGAUUAUAAAUCGAAGUAAUGCAUGUUUAUCGCAAUGUCCAAAUAUUAAUAAAGCUACAGAUGAGAUCGGAGCAUUGUUCCAGAUCGACAUGCGUUCAAAACGGAUUGAAUUGCUUAAUAUGUGGCUCAACAGUCCAAACACACUAUUAGAAGAUGUAGAUCAAAGUAUUUGCUUAAUGCCGGAUAUGAACGAUGCUUGCGAACAAAAUUUUGAAUGUAUCUUAAGAGCUGCAUAUCUUUGCACUGGUGAUGAUGUAAGCUUCUGGUGCGAUCAUCUCCAGCAGAUGUUUGAAAACACAGCAGAGUUUCUCGUCCAAGGUCGCGUUCUGAAGACUCUUUGUAUGAUUGCCUCGCCAGAGGAGUUAAACGAACGCUUUGAUUGUCCAUAUGAAUCUAUUUUGCAAACAAUUGAUAAAUUCUUCGUUGUGCACGAUCUGCGUUCUCUUGGGAUAAUGGUGGAUAUUGAACAGUUUUCUAAUAUUAGCAAGAGUCGGCUGUUGUAUAAACUUGGCAAGAAACUCUCCGAUUCGAUUAGUAUUAAAGUAAUGACUGCCGUUUGCGAUAUUUACAAGAUUUACGAUUUAAGUGUAUGGGAGAAAGUCAUUCCGGGCAUGAUAAAGUUGAAUAUGAUCAACGAACUGAAGAAAUGUCUGACAAUGUUUAUGAAGGAGAAUAUUAUGCUCUGCAGUGUGGUGUAUUUUAAUGCAUGGCAGGCUGUUGUUGACAAUACUUUUGCUUCUCUGGAAACUACUGAACAAGAUUUUGAUACAGCUUUGAUGGAUUUGGUGCAUUUUGUUCAGUCUUCACCUGUGUUGAACCAGCUUGAUCUAAGCAAAGGGUUGAAAAUAUGCAUGAUUCGAAAGAAGUAUGCGUUUGCAUUGUUGUUUUUGCAAUACGUGCCCGCUGCAGUUCGUGAUGAAAAGCUUGCUGAGCUUCUUCGACGCAAUACUAAGCAGGAUUUAUUAGCAUCCUUGGAAAAACUCCGCUAUAGAGGUGUUAUUGGAUUGCAAUUCGUAUCGGAAAUGGUUCAGCAGAGUCCCUAAUACUUUGUUUAUCAAUUGUUUUAUUACUGGAUAUGGAUAUUUGGUUGGUGACAUCAAGACAGACGUCAAUCUGAAAUUAUUUUCAACGUAAUCAAAAUUUCCAGUUACAAGCGGCUAAUAAUCAACGUUUAUUAAUUUGCUCAUAAAUUUAAUUAGCCGUUUGAUCAAUUCGCAUUCCAAAUUAUUAUUACAGAAUUAGAAUCUCAGUGUAAUUGAUUGAUAAUUUAGGAUUACUAUUCUCUAUUUUAAGUGAUGUUUAUCCCUUCGAAUGUUAUCGGGAAAAGGUCAGUGAUAAAAAAGAUUGUCAACGCACUUUCGUUAUCGCCUGUACGUUUCCUUCACGUUUUGGUCAUACGCAAAAGGCGGGGACAAACAAAUAAAUAAACUUGUUGGCGUCAGCAGUG
Messenger RNA from Dalotia coriaria, 6430 nucleotides. RefSeq names its product rough deal (gene rod). The record is from RefSeq and is a predicted model, not a curated record. The transcript is spliced from 14 exons. Gene Ontology annotation, cellular component: RZZ complex; cytoplasm; kinetochore microtubule. NCBI's taxonomy places the organism in Eukaryota, Metazoa, Arthropoda, Insecta, Coleoptera, Staphylinidae. Bases 168 to 6026 code for a protein of 1952 amino acids. Gene Ontology annotation, biological process: mitotic sister chromatid segregation; protein localization to kinetochore involved in kinetochore assembly; mitotic spindle assembly checkpoint signaling. Gene Ontology annotation, molecular function: small GTPase binding.